AUAAUGCCUGUCAUAUUUAGUAACAUAUAAGACAUGCACAACAAUAUUUCCGACAAAAACCAGAAAACCAAAUUGUAGAGCAGGCUUGUAAAAGAGAACAGGUAGGCACAGUAAAUGAAAGCAAAUUGCCACUGCAGAAAAGCUCUCACACAAAUUCUUCUUGUAACUACUGAAACAUACAAUGAAGAAUCCUAGGCGCCGUGCAUAUGAUGAUAAACAGCCCAGUGAAACAAAGAGGAUUUUACUCGCCGUUGUUUUUGGAACCAUGUUUGGUUACCAUAUUGGGGCAUCUUCAUUUCCUUCACUGUUAACAACACGGGUCAUCCCUGCUCCAACUUUGCAGCUAAAUGUUAAUAAAAGUCUGAAUGUGAAUUCCACCACUGAGACUAGGGACAAGACACCAAAUAAAACUGCCAUGGAUCCUACAAAGAUUUGGGUUUCAUCAAAUCCCAGAGGGGCAGAGUUAAUACCUCCAAAACUUGUUGUUUCUGAGACAGACUUCUUUCCCCAUCGAUUAUGGGGCUUACCCAGUGAGGAUCUGCCUUUUACACCAAAGUAUUUGGUAACAUUCACUGUUGGUUAUAACCAGAAGAACAUCAUUGAUGCUGCUGUCAAAAAGUUUUCAGAGAAUUUUACAAUUCUUCUGUUCCACUAUGAUGGUAAAACCACCGAAUGGAACGAAUUCGAGUGGUCUAAACGGGCUAUCCAUGUCAGUGUUCCUAAGCAGACAAAAUGGUGGUACGCGAAAAGGUUUCUGCAUCCUGACAUUGUUGCAGCAUAUGAAUAUAUAUUCAUGUGGGAUGAAGACCUGGGAGUUGAGAAUUUUAAUGCAGAGGAGUAUAUUAAGCUUGUGAAGAAACAUGGACUGGAAAUUUCACAGCCAGCUUUGGAGCCUGUGGAGGGGUUUUGGAUAGCUUGGGAGAUGACUAAGAGAAAAAAUGGCCAUGAAGUUCACAAAGUAACAGAGGAGAAACCAGGCUGGUGUACUGACCCUCAUUUGCCUCCAUGUGCAGGAUUCGUGGAGAUCAUGGUUCCUGUCUUUUCUCGCGAUUCAUGGCGUUGUGUGUGGUAUAUGAUUCAGAAUGACUUGGUCCAUGGUUGGGGUCUAGAUCUUGCCCUUCAAAGAUGUGUUGAGCCUGCACAUGAGAAGAUCGGAGUCGUUGAUGCUCAACCAGUUUUUCAUCAAAGAAUGACUACUCUUGGCGAUGAGGGAAAGUCAGAAAAUGGGAAGCCUAGUUGGAAAGCGGUGAAUGAGAGAUGCAAUGCAGAAUGGGUAAUGUUUCGAACUAGGUUAGCUAAUGCAGAGAAAGACUACUACAAUAACUCGAUUGGAAUCAAGUUUUCUGAUCCCACAUCUCAUUAGGGAGUUGCAUAUAGUGAGCAUAUAUACAAUUACAUAUAGACUAGUAUGUGC
Molecule: messenger RNA, 1414 nt
Organism: Ipomoea triloba (trilobed morning glory)
Lineage: Eukaryota; Viridiplantae; Streptophyta; Magnoliopsida; Solanales; Convolvulaceae
Exons: 14
Coding region: 182-1363 (393 amino acids)
Source: RefSeq, a predicted model, not a curated record